UCCAAAAAAUUAAAAAUCUCUCUCUCUCUCUCUCUCUCUCUCUCUCUCUCUCUCUCCAUUUUCUCCCCCGUUUAGAUCUACCCGAUCAUCGGACUACACACCGACAGCAACUGAUGACCAUAUGUGACAACGACGACAAUUCCGCCUGAAUCCAAUUAACAAUUCUACAAGCCAAUAGGCAAUAGCUUCUUCCUCAAUCACACUUCGUCGGAGAGGUAGCCUCUCUCUCUCUCUUUCUCCGCCUCUCUCUCUCUCCACCUCAAUUCUCUUACACGUCCGUGAAAACUCGUCGAUCCCUUCUUCUCAUUCCACAUGCAUUCAAUCACCAGAUUAGAAUCAGCUAGAUCUCCAGAGCGCUAGUCACCACCACGAAACCGGACCAGAAAAAAAGGACAAAAAUGUCAUCUUCGCAGCAGCAAACCCUAGGCGGCCCCUCCCAAUGCGGCCGCAUCCUCGGCCCCUCCCUCGACAAGAUCAUCAAGAACGUCGCCUGGCGCAAACACUCCAACCUCGUCUCCGCCUCCAAGUCCGCCCUCGACAAGCUCCAAACCCUGACCGACUCCGCCCCCGAUCCCCUGUCCCCUUCCCCUCUCCUCGGCCUCGUACCGGCCGACGCCGAACUCGUCCUCCACCCCCUCCUCCUCGCCCUCGACUCCGCCUCCCCCAAGGUCGUCGAGCCCGCCCUUGACUGCGUCUACAGGUUGUUUUCUCACGGCCUUUUUCGCUGCGAAAUUGACCUGUCCCCAUCCCUCAUUGCGUCCCGGUUGAUCGCCUCCGUCUGCAAGUGUGCCGGGGCAGGGGAGGAGGCGGUGGAGCUGGGCGUUUUGAAAGUGUUGCUGUCGGCCGUUAGAUCUCCCUGUGUUUUGAUCAGGGGUGAUUGCCUUGUUCAUGUUGUAAGGACUUGUUAUAAUGUGUACCUUGGCGGGUUGAACGGGACUAAUCAGAUCUGCGCGAAGGCAGUCCUCGCGCAGAUGAUGGUUAUCAUUUUUGCCCGGCUCGAGGAGGAUUCGUUGGUUGUUGGGUUUAAUACGGUGCCUGUUUCGGAUUUGUUGGAGUUUACUGAUAGGAACUUGAAUGAAGGGAGUUCUGUACAGUUUGUUCAGAACUUUAUUAAUGAGGUCGUGCAAGUGAAUAAUGAAGGGGUUGUUGUGGAUUCGAAAAUAUCGAUGCGAGUUGAGUCGACGGGGGAGGGGAAGGAGGGGUUGGGCAAUGGUGAGUCGAAUGAUGGAGUGGAUUCCAGUGGUGGGAGUAAGAUUACCGAGGAUGGGUUUUUGGUUUUCAAGAAUUUGUGUAAGUUGUCGAUGAAGUACUCGUCGCAAGAGAAUCCUGAUGAUCAGAUUCUUCUUAGAGGGAAGAUAUUGUCUCUGGAGCUGCUAAAGGUAAUUAUGGAUAACGCGGGUCCGAUUUGGCGCACAAAUGAGAGGUUCCUUAACGCCAUCAAGCAGUAUCUCUGCUUAUCAUUACUGAAAAACAGUGCACUGUCAGUUAUGACUAUUUUCCAACUUCUUUGUUCUAUUUUCAAGAGCUUAUUGUCAAAAUUCAGAUCAGCAUUGAAAUCAGAAAUUGGGAUUUUUUUCCCUAUGCUCAUCCUCCGUGUGCUCGAGAACGUGCUUCAGCCUAGUUUCUUACAGAAGAUGACUGUCCUCAAUUUACUGGAGAAGAUCUCUCAGGAUUCGCAGAUUAUUGUUGACAUUUUUGUCAAUUAUGAUUGUGAUGUGGAUGCUCCAAACAUCUUUGAAAGGACUGUCAAUGGCCUUCUGAAAACUGCUAUAGGUCCACCUCCUGGUUCAACGACCACUUUGUCUCCAGCUCAGGAUGUCACAUUUCGGCUUGAAUCCGUUAAGUGCUUGGUUACAAUCACCAAGUCGAUGGGAAGUUGGAUGGACCAGCAAUUAAGAAUAGGAGAUUUUUGCCCGCCUAAGCGCUUUGACAGUGACAGUUUAUCAGAAAAUAAUACUACCUGUAACGGAGAAGAAGGAACUAUCCCUGACUAUGAGAUGCAUCCAGAAGUAAAUUCUGAAGUCUCGGAUGCUGCUACCCUUGAGCAACGUCGAACGUACAAAUUAGAGCUCCAGAAAGGAAUUGCACUGUUCAACAGAAAACCUUCGAAGGGAAUUGAUUUUUUAAUUAGCACCAAAAAAAUCGGAAGUUCUCCUGAAGCAGUGGCAUUGUUUUUGAAGAAUACUGCUGGCCUUAAUGAAACGAUCAUUGGUAACUAUUUGGGCGAAAGGGAGGAGUUUCCUUUGAAAGUUAUGCAUGCUUACGUUGACUCAUUUAAAUUCGAAGGAAUGGAUUUUGGAGAAGCAAUUAGGUUCUUCCUAAGGGGAUUUAGGUUACCAGGAGAGGCACAGAAAAUUGACCGCAUCAUGGAAAAAUUCGCUGAACGCUAUUGCAAAUGCAAUCCAAAUUCAUUUACAAGUGCGGAAACUGCUUAUGUUCUUGCUUACUCCGUGAUAAUGCUCAACACAGAUGCCCACAAUAAUAUGGUAAAAGAUAAGAUGACCAAGGCUGAUUUCAUCCGGAAUAACCGAGGGAUAAAUGAUGGCAAGGAUCUACCAGAGGAAUAUCUGGGUGCUAUCUAUGAUCAAAUUGUAAGAAAUGAGAUUAAGAUGACUGCUGACUCUUCUGCACCGCAAAGCAAGCAGGCAAACAGUCUGAAUAAACUAUUGGGCUUGGAUGGUAUACUCAAUCUAGUUUGGAAGCAGACAGAAGAAAAACCGUUGGGUGCAAAUGGGGUUCUUAUUAAGCACAUUCAAGAACAAUUUAAGGCGAAAUCCGGAAAAUCAGAGUCUGCAUAUUAUGCUGUUGCAGAUGCAGCAAUAUUGAGAUUUAUGGUGGAAGUUUGCUGGGGUCCUGUGCUUGCUGCAUUCAGCAUGACUCUAGACCAGAGUGAUGACAAGGUCGCCAUUUCUCAAUGCUUACAGGGCUUCCGACAUGCUGUUCAUAUUACUGCUGUGAUGGGUAUGCAGACCCAGAGAGAUGCUUUUAUGACAACUGUUGCCAAGUUUACCAACCUCCAUUGUGCUGCAGACAUGAAGCAAAAAAAUGUUGACGCUGUCAAGGCAAUGAUAUCAAUUGCAAUUGAAGAUGGGAAUUUUCUUCAGGAAGCCUGGGAGCAUAUUUUAACAUGUCUCUCUCGAUUUGAGCAUCUGCAACUGUUAGGAGAGGGCGCACCAUCUGAUGCGUCCUUCCUUACCACAUCUAAUUCUGAAGCUGAUGAAAAAGCAAUAAGGUCCUUAUCAAAGAAAAAAGGAACUCUACAGAAUCCAGCUGUUGCAGCUGUUGUUCGUGGGGGUUCAUAUGACAGCACCACUGUUGGAGUCAAUUCCACAGGACUGGUAACCCCAGAACAGAUGAAUAGCUUUAUUUCCAACCUGAAUCUGCUUGACCAAAUUGGGAAUUUUGAGCUGAACCACAUCUUUGCUCAUAGCCAAAGGUUGAACAGUGAGGCAAUUGUUGCUUUUGUGAAAGCCCUCUGCAAAGUUUCCAUGUCAGAAUUGCAGUCUCCAACAGACCCUCGUGUAUUUAGCCUCACAAAAAUAGUUGAAGUUGCGCAUUACAACAUGAACCGAAUCCGAUUGGUUUGGUCUCGUAUAUGGAGUGUUCUUUCAGAUUUCUUUGUGUCGGUUGGCUUGUCAGAAAAUCUCUCUGUUGCAAUAUUUGUAAUGGAUUCAUUGCGGCAACUGGCUAUGAAAUUCUUAGAGCGAGAGGAGUUGGCUAAUUACAAUUUCCAGAAUGAAUUUUUGAGACCAUUUGUGAUUGUCAUGCGGAAAAGCAGCUCUGCCGAGAUCAGGGAACUAAUAGUUCGCUGUCUUUCACAGAUGGUCCUCAGCCGUGUUAGUAAUGUAAAAUCUGGCUGGAAGAGUGUUUUUAUGGUUUUUACCACUGCUGCGGCUGAUGAAAGGAAGAAUAUAGUCUUGUUGGCCUUUGAAACCAUGGAAAAGAUAGUACGAGAAUAUUUCCCUUACAUAACUGAGACUGAGACGGUGACCUUUACAGAUUGUGUUAGAUGCCUCAUCACCUUCACAAAUAGUAGAUUUAACAGUGAUGUUAGUCUCAAUGCCAUCGCUUUUCUCCGGUUCUGUGCUGUCAAACUUGCUGAUGGGGGAGUUGUUAGUAAUGAGAAGAAUAAUAUUGAUGAUUCAUCCGUUCAAGUAGGAAGUGAAGAUACUUCAGAUCAAACUUUCACAGACAAAGAUGAUAAUACGUCCUUUUGGGUUCCUUUGCUUACAGGACUAUCAAAACUAACAUCAGAUCCAAGAUCAGCUGUCAGAAGGAGUGCUUUAGAAGUGCUUUUUAAUAUUUUGAAGGAUCAUGGUCUUGUUUUUUCCCGCCCAUUCUGGAACAGUGUUUUCAAAUCUGUAGUUUUCCCGUUAUUCAAUUUUGUACAUGAGACGAAGGAAACACAACUCGACGAUGACCAGUCUUCACCAGCUUCCAGAUCUUCUCAUCAUGAGGGAAGUAUGUGGGAUUCUGAAACUUCUACAGUGGCAGUUCAAUGUCUGGUAGACCUAAUUGUCACUUUCUUUGAUGUGCUGCGGUCUCAACUACCUGGAGUGGUAUCGAUACUCGCGGGUUUUCUAAGACGUUCUGGUCAAGGUCCUGCAAACACAGGGGCAGCUGCAUUGAUUCGUUUAGCUGGUGACUUGGGAAGCAGACUUUCAGAAGAUGAGUGGGGAGAUGUCUUUCUUGCUUUGGAACAGGCAGUUUCUUCUUCCCUGCCAGGUUUUUUGAAGCUUCUCAGGACUAUGGAUAGAAUUGAGGUCCCUGAAACCGCUUAUAACGAUGUGGAAAUAUAUUCUGACCAUGGGUUGACCAAUGAUGGUCCUGAAAGUGACAACCUGCAAACGGCGGCCUAUGUUGUUUCAAGGAUGAAAAGUCACAUAGCCGCACAGCUUCUCAUUAUACAGGUAAUGACGGAUCUGUUCAAGAUGCACCAGAAAUACUUGUCAUCAGUCCACAUCAAGAUCCUUCUUGAUAUAUUUGCAUGCAUAACAUCCCAUGCCCACCAGUUGAACUCUGAGACAAACGUUCUGGUGAAGCUGCAGAGAGCAUGCUCUAUCCUGGAGAUCUCUGAUGCACCGACGGUUCAUUUUGAAAACGAGUCUUUCCUAAAUUACCUCCAGUUCCUCCAAGAUUUACUGGCAAAUAAUUCAUCCUUGUCAGAAGAGAUGAACAUAGAACCCCUACUUGUGUCGGUUUGUGAAAAUAUUUUGCGUAUAUACCUGGAAUGUUCUGGAUUACAAUCUGCACAGCAGAAAGCAGUUACCGAUAAGAAGCAAGAGGAGCUUCACUGGAUUCUUCCCUUGAGUUCAGUGAAGAAGGAAGAAUUAGCUGCCAGGACACCUCUAGUUCUGUUAGCAUUAGGGGUUUUGAGUGGGCUCGAAAGUGAUUCUUUUAGGAGGUAUGUUUCCCAAUUAUUCCCCUUGUUGGUAGAUCUUGUCCGGAGUGAGCAUUGCACAGGAGAAGUUCAGCGUGUUCUAAGCUAUAUGUUCGAGUCAUGUAUAGGCCCAAUAGUAUUGAAUUUGUGAAUGUGCAUAUCGUUCGAAGUCUGUACGCGAUUGUGCAAGCGUGCAGCUCGUCAGAUAUCUCUUGCGUAAGUCCUCGUCUUAGGCUGGCUGGCUGAGCAGUAGCUUGAUUAUUAUUGAUAGUUGUUCCAUUUUUGGUAGUAUGCAGGUGCUGGAAUUUUGUUAAUGGAUGUAUAUUCAAUUAUGAUACGAUAUAUACUACUGUAAAAUUUGCUAUCCACAAACACACUUUGCAUUUGGUUCAAUAUGAAGGAUUCCAUUUCAACAGCA
Rhododendron vialii is the source of this 5798-nucleotide messenger RNA. Its product is annotated as brefeldin A-inhibited guanine nucleotide-exchange protein 1. Lineage: Eukaryota; Viridiplantae; Streptophyta; Magnoliopsida; Ericales; Ericaceae. Gene Ontology annotation, biological process: regulation of ARF protein signal transduction. The coding region runs from base 399 to 5531 and encodes 1710 amino acids. The transcript is spliced from 11 exons. Gene Ontology annotation, molecular function: guanyl-nucleotide exchange factor activity. The record is from RefSeq and is a predicted model, not a curated record. Gene Ontology annotation, cellular component: trans-Golgi network.